This is a messenger RNA of Magnolia sinica, 1844 nucleotides long. Its product is annotated as MYB-like transcription factor 4. The record is from RefSeq and is a predicted model, not a curated record. The transcript is spliced from 3 exons. Bases 112 to 1032 code for a protein of 306 amino acids. NCBI's taxonomy places the organism in Eukaryota, Viridiplantae, Streptophyta, Magnoliopsida, Magnoliales, Magnoliaceae.
AGGAGCACUGCUUAAAGAGAGUGAGAGACGACCAGCUCCGUUUCUCCUCAUAGAAAGAUCUCUCUGCAUCUUCAUUCCCCCGCAACAACAACAAGAAGAAGCAGAAGAGAUAUGGGCCACCAUUCCUGCUGCAACCGUCAGAAGGUGAAGAGAGGCCUCUGGUCUCCAGAAGAAGAUGAAAAGCUCAUUCGCUUCAUCACCACCCAUGGCUAUGGUUGUUGGAGUGAAGUCCCUCAGAAAGCAGGCCUUCAGAGAUGUGGGAAGAGUUGUAGGUUGAGGUGGAUUAACUAUCUGAGACCUGACAUCAGACGAGGGCGGUUCACCCCUGAGGAGGAGAAGCUGAUAAUCAACCUUCAUAGUAUUGUAGGCAACAGGUGGGCUCACAUUGCAAGUCACUUGCCUGGGAGAACUGACAAUGAGAUAAAGAACUACUGGAAUUCAUGGAUUAAAAAGAAGAUACAGAAGCCUCCGACAGCUCGCAUUACGGCCCCAAUUCAGCCUAGAGUCAAGAUGGUUCCAUCCAAUUAUUAUUCCGAACAUCGGAAUGUAGUAUUCAACCAAGAUUUACCGAUCAAACCGGCUCCCACGCCGAUGUUUUCUUCUCCUUUCUCUCUUCUCAUGUUUGAAAACGAAUUAGCCGUUGGUGCGAUCCCACAAGAGGGGCCCAUCUGCCAUGAAGUCUCAGGUGUGAAUUCAAAUAUGUGGAAUUUGAAUGGUAAUCAUCAGGUGCAAGCACCAGCCCCUCCAUUGGCGAUAACGGGUGGAAUGGAUCCGAAUUAUUUGCUGCCAUUGUUGGAUAAUAUAGAGAACAUGGUGCCUGUGGAGGUACAAUCAUGUUGCUUGGAUGAGGAUGGGGAGAGGAUAGGAGGCGAAUGCAUUCAAAGGCAGGAGCUGAGUAAAUGGGUGGAAUCCCAGCAAUGCCCAGGUUUUCUAAUUUGGGAGCAUGUUCAAGGACAGAUGAGUGGGGAUGGUAUUCAAUCAGCUUCAUCUGAUAUGGAAGCAGUGCUUGCUUCCUACCCCUCAUCUUUAUAAGGCCUUUAUGAAGGUGCCCAUCUCUCUCUCUCUCUCUCUCUCUCUCUCUCUCUCUCUCUCAAAGGGCUUGUGUUGUUUGUGCGUUUUUUUUUUUCUCUGUAAUAUCUUGAAAGAGAGGCUGUAAUGUGAGGAAUGCGUUUAGGAGCUUUGUUAAGCGCGCAAGCGUGUACAAGAAAGCUUAUCUGCACGCCACACAUGUGCCAGCAUCCCAUGAUGGAUCUGAGAUCCAAUCCAUCAAUCAGAUAGAAGCGACUACAUUGAUGCCUUAGCCAAAAAAUCAAGUUUAACCGCUGGUUAGAUGGGCAAAAGUUUGCAAAACAAAUGGACCGCUCUGAAAAAGUUGGCUGAAGUUUUCUGACUCAUCUUCCUGUUUCCAAUAUUAGGCCCCACAUGAAAUGGACCAGAUUAUUUUCUGGGAAACAUGUAGAAGGUCGGACCAACAUCAUGGAUUGGAUCUUAGACCUAUCGUAGCAUGCUGGCACAUGUUUGUCGUGUGCAUGAGCUUUAUGGCUGAGACGUGUGCGCUUAGAUAAGCUCAAAUUUUAGAAUAGCGCAUGCAACGUUUAAUGUGUGAUCAUUGGAAAAAUAAAGAUGAAGACAACAAGAAACGAGUCAAACGGAAGCUGUUGAGGAUUCUGGUGAUGAUAGUAUCCUAAUACUCAGUGGGUAAAAUACUCGAAUUGUGCGGCCUACCAUGUUGUAUACGUAAAAUCCACUCCGUCCAUCAGCUUCUUUCCUCGAUUCUAAGACUUGAGGUAAAAUAUCACCGAGACCCAGAUCUCAGUUAGGCGACACCACAGGGAAAUAUGGGG